This is a messenger RNA of Anopheles gambiae (African malaria mosquito), 5053 nucleotides long. RefSeq lists its product as uncharacterized. NCBI's taxonomy places the organism in Eukaryota, Metazoa, Arthropoda, Insecta, Diptera, Culicidae. The coding region runs from base 1964 to 3493 and encodes 509 amino acids. The transcript is spliced from 4 exons. The record is from RefSeq and is a predicted model, not a curated record.
CACCCUGUCAAACUCCUUCCAACGAAACGAACAAAAAAAAAACCCCAAGAUGAACGAUCCACAAAUAGCAACAGAACCCUCCCCUCCUCCCACGUCUAAACCCUCACAACUCCUCUAAAACAUGCGCUGAGAACUCCGCAAAGCCCGCAAAGCCAUCGCCGCACGAUGGAGGUGCGCAAUGGAUCGCGAUGCGUACGCGCAACCCCCUCGGGCGACAACACCGCAGCAUCACCAGCUCCAAAGGAUGUCCGGUAAUUGGAUGCGGAAAGAGGGUGUAGGAGGGUGUGUUUGUGUGUGUGUGUGUGUGAGAGAGAGAGGGUGGAAACACACACAAGCACAGAUCACCCGCCCGCGAACACUGUCUGUGCCAUACUGUAGCGCUACAAACACUGUUGAGAGGCGACGGCCCCGAGAGCGGGGUAAUGGAGUAGUCGCUGAGCGCGAGCUUUUUGCUACGCGUGUGCCGUCUCGCUCGCUCGCUCUCAAAGCAAAAGGGGGAUGGUGGUGGGGAGCACCACCGAAACUCUCCGUUAUGUGUGGAGCGACAGCGUGUGUGCGCGAGGGUGCGCGCGAGCGCGCGCACCCCGUUAGUUCUCCUUGAGAGCGAGAGAAAGAGAGCGAGCCUAUGUGAGUGUGUGCGCGCGCGCGCGAUCUACGCGCAAAAGCUUAUCGCUUACCCUUUUCCGCGCACCGCUUGCGCCGUUCACGCGCAAGGAGAGCUAACCCCGCUAAAGGGGUUCGGUUCGUUGCCGGAGAAGACGCAACCCCAUCCCCCUGAUACACCCUACACCCCCCUCCCUCUUUCAGAGCAACUGCUUCGAAUGUCCCAAAAGCAAAAAGUGUACGGACUCGUUCGCGAUGUCAACUCGAUGCCAGUACAAACGGCUGAACCCCGAAUCCUACCUUUUGCCUAAAAUCCGACACCCCAACAAGCAGCAGCAGCAGCAGCAGCCGAGCAGUAACAGCAGCCGAGCCAGCAGCAGCAGCAGCAGCAGUGCCAAUACCACAUACACACACACACACACACACAUGCACGGAACGGGCUCGGACGCACACAGAGAGCCAGAAGCGCAAAGAGCGCAGAGCGGCGGCGGGGCCGGUCUCGUACCUUUUUGGACGGAAGGGUUGCCAACUCUCGCGUAUUAAUAUCGUGGCGAUGCGCACGAACGGCGUCAGUCGAGUUUUGCGGCGGGUUGAAUCGGAUCGGUGUCGCGGUGUCGCGCAAAGCGCUUACACACAGGUAUCACAGACGCACACACCAGCACAGGCCAGCGCAGUGGUAGAGUGGUAGAGCAGCAGCGUGCAGCAAGCCAGAGACUCGCCCAGCCACGGCAGCCCUCCUGUCGGACGGCCAGCAGAGGAGGACGUGUUUUUCUUUUCCUACGAGACGGAGGCGCGGGGUUCGAUCGGUGAUCUGUGUCCGGCCAAUUUUCCCUCCUAGCCGAGCAUUCGUCGAGCGACGGCCGUGCGCGCGGUGUGUGUUUCAUCGCAAAGUUGGAACUUUGGAGCCAUUUGGUUUGGCGCUUCGGUCAAAGCGGUCCGAGCGGUAGAGUGACAAAGAAAAGCCCCAUUUUCGUACCCCUCCUAGUGAAGUGUUGGGGUCCUUGUGUAUGCGUGCGUGUGUGCAGUUGAGAAAGCGAGUGUGUUUUUCUAUUUGUGGUGCAUCGCCGUGCACGUGCUUUUCAUACACGCCCCGGUGUGUUGGUGGUUUAGGGUGGCACGGCUGCGUGCUCUAGCCGUGCGAAUUUCAUUGCCGCGUUUGUCAGACUAGUAUUGUAUUAGGGAAAACUCUGUAACAGCAACAGUAGUAGGCUGUGCCGUGUGACUGGAGCUCGCACUGGUGACUUGUGUGCGACAGUUUUCGCUAGGGACAGUUUUGGAGAAACAGUAUCGGAAUUUGCCUCGGGAAGUGCCCCGUGGGCCAAACAAAGCAAGAGGACGCCCGAGUCCACGCCUAGCCAAGAUGAGUGCCACACCGCCGGUCCAUGUGCUGCAGGCGAUACACGCGUUCGUCGCCAAGAUGGGCAUCCGGGAGCCGCGGCUGACCGUGUCGAGCGGUUCGCGCAACGGCGACAGCUACUCGGGCGACGUGUACCGGAUCGUGAUCGCGCCGGGCAGCCGGGACAUUGAGGACUUCGAGAACAACAACAACACGAACAGCAGCAAUCGGAUGCACGGCGAACGGCCGGCCACCGUCGGCCACGGGCUGCCCAUCAGAGCAACCACCACCACGGUCGAUGCGAACGGCAACGAGGAGAAGGACGACGGCAACAACGGCCUGCUGAACGCAGAGCUGAUGUUUGCCGAGCUGCCGAAGCCGUUCAGCGUGAUCGCGAAGGUGGCCCCGACCACGAGCCUGCGCCGCUCGCUCUACAACAGCUCCGCGCACUUCCAGCGCGAAAAGUACGUGUUCGACGUGGUGCUGCCGAUGUUCGAGCGCUUCCAGCAGGCGCGCGGGCUGCGCACCGCCAAAAGCUUCGCGCACUACCCGAGCGUGAUCGUGUCGGAGUGCUGCGAGGGCUUCGAGUACAUUCUGCAGCGCGACCUGAUGGCGCACGGGUACCGCAACUUUCCGCGCACGGAGCCGCUCGCGUACGAGGACGUGCUGCUGGUGCUGACCCACCUCGCCCAGUUCCACGCGAUCUCGUUCGCGAUGCAGCAGCAGGCACCGGACGCGUACGCCCAGAUCGUGAGCGAGCUGCAGGAGACGAUCUUUGUGCCGCCGCUGCACAGCUCGUUCGUCGACUUUCUGCAGCGCAAGGUGGACUACGCGAUCGAGACGCUGCAGCGCAAUCCGGCGGCGGGCGACGGGGCGGUCGCGGAGCGGCUGUGCCGGUUCCGGGACGAGUACGGGCAGGCGAUGGUGGACUGCGUGCAGAACCGGGACGAUACCGUCAUCUGCCACGGGGACUGCUGGAUCAGCAACAUCCUGUACCGGCCGAUGCCGGCCCAGCGUAACGGUACCGACGAUGGGCACAACAACAACAACAACAACAACAACAACAACAAUGGCUUCAACAACCAUCAGCACAACCACCACCACCACCACCACAGCCAGAAUGCCAAAGAGCUCAAGUUUCUCGACUGGCAGGUGGCCCGGUGUGCCACGCCCGCCAUCGACCUGUCCUACUUUAUCUUCUGCUGCACGGACAGCGAGCUGCGCGAGCGGCUGCCCGAGCUGCUGCGCAAGUACCACAGCGCGCUGGUGCGCCGCAUGGACGAGCUCGGCACGGUGAACGGGCGGGAGCUGUUCCCCUUCGAGCGGCUCCAAAUGCACAUGAAGAAGUACGCCCGGUUCGGUUUCGGCAUGGCACUGAUGACGCUCCAUUCGACGUGCUGCGUGGAGAAGGAUCUGCCGAACGUGUCGGCCGCGCUCGAGACGACGGAGCUGGUCGACAUCGACGAGCUCGCCAAGGACAUGCUGUACAACCCGGCUUACAUUAAGCGGAUGUCGGGCGUUUGCCGCGACAUGGUACGGUUCGGUUACCUGUAACCACGGCAGGGUGUGUGUGUGUGUGUGUGUGCGUGUGUGUGUGUGCCAUCUGGACAGCCAGCAAUCUCGCAUUCUCUUCCCAUUCCCACUGUCGUUCUUUCUCUCUUCACGCGCCCGCGCUCUCUCUCUCUCUCUCUUCCUGUGCGAAAGUGGUUCGCGGGACAAACGGCCCGCCAUGGCCGCCACGAAUUGGAGCAGCCAAGUUUUAUUUCUUUUUUUUUGCGGCCCCUGUCUAAGGGAUAGUUAAGGUAGUACUUAAGGCUAAGCUAGACCCAUUUCGCGCGUUGUGUUUUAUCCUAUGCAGUAUUUUACCGAUUAACCUGCGGCUUUGCGUUGCGCACAUAUUACCACAAUACCAAUCAGCGCCAGGCCAUCGCCACAAAUGAACCUGCAGUUCGAACAAAACAAAUUCUUCACCACUACAGUAUUGGGCUCGCGCGGUGGGUCUUUUUAUAAUAGAGCAGCCAUGGGGAGGCAGCAGGGAAGAUCGCAAUUGCCAGUGCGGCGUAUGUGGAUGUAACGGUGCGAAUAGGGAAGAAAAGCACCGGGGCACCACGACACGACGAGCGAGUACCGGACAGGGGACGGGACGACGCGCGAGAAGGCUAAGAGCUAAGUUACCAAUUAGGCAAAAAGGAGCGCGCGCAACUACUACUGCACACUGAAACAUUACGAAUCGUAAUUUGAAAUUAUUUCACAAUCAUCACAUUUUAGUGAUUGGCACAAAGAUAUUAGGCAGCGUUUAGCAGGUAAGCAGGACGGCCCACCAGUCCACCGCCCAGUAGUGGUGGUGGUGCCGAUGGUACAAUUUUAAUGCAGGUCUGUGUGUGUGUGUGAAUGUUUGUGUGUGUGUGAGAGAGAGAAAGAAUGAGAGAGAAAGAGAGUGAGAGAGAGAGAGAGAGAGAGAGAGAGAGAGAGUAAGUUAGGUGUUUAGGCGGUUAGUGGAGUUACCCAUACCUGCAAGUACAGUUUGCAUGAGUUUGGCUGGCAGCAUAUGGAUACUGUAGUUUGAUGUUGUCGAAAGCGCGCGCCGCGUGUGUCAAAAUCGCUUGUGCACAGCAGGCGUGCGGUGGGUGGCACGGGCACGGCAGUUACGAUGCUUUAAGUUGCGCGAGAAGAACAAACGUGUGGAGCAAAACCCGGAUACCACUAGAACACUACGCCCCAGAAGAAGAAAAAAAAAACCCUAACACAUCCAUCGCAACCGACCAACCAACCAACCGGUAACGCCCAUGUAUUCAAAAUUCCAAAAAAGGAAACAAAAAACAAACAAACAAACAAACAAACAAACUGCAUUUUGCAAACAAAAAACUGUCUGACGUUCCUUUAAUCAUAGCUUUACCAUUCGGGUGUUUUUUUUUUUGUUGUUGUUAAACGUAUAUUUAUUCGCAAAGCAUAAGCAAAAAUAGGCACAACUCAGGUAGUUUGUAGAGAUAAAUCGUUAAGGUUUUGCUUACUUAGGCAUACGUAAGCUCGUUACACAUCGUCUCCCACGACGAAGUGGCCGCCAAUCUGUAAUGAUGCUAUCAAUAAAAAUCGAUACACUAUGUACAAAAUGAA